Messenger RNA from Lates calcarifer (barramundi perch), 831 nucleotides. Its product is annotated as vascular endothelial growth factor receptor 2-like. Gene Ontology annotation, cellular component: signaling receptor complex. Gene Ontology annotation, biological process: cell surface receptor protein tyrosine kinase signaling pathway; angiogenesis; cell migration. Gene Ontology annotation, molecular function: transmembrane receptor protein tyrosine kinase activity; ATP binding. Lineage: Eukaryota; Metazoa; Chordata; Actinopteri; Centropomidae. The record is from RefSeq and is a predicted model, not a curated record.
CUUAACCUCCUCUUCUCUCUCUCUGCAGGGCCACUGAUGGUGAUUGUAGAGUACUGUAAACAUGGAAACCUCUCCAGCUACCUGAAGAGCAAGCGUGGAGAGUACAGUCCAUACAAGAGGAAGCGGGUGGAUAGCCAGAGGUGGGCAUCUGCAGAGGAGGAUGUGACUGGAGGGGAUCUGGGUCUGGGGAAGAUUGCCCAGCUGGACAUCUGCACGGGAACCGCUGUCUGCUCUGCAGCUGGAGACAAGGCUUCAGGCAGCAACCUGGACUCUCGGGAAGAGAGCUCAGACGAUGACCAUCUGACCAUGGAGGAUCUGAUAAGCUACAGCUUCCAGGUGGCCAAAGGCAUGGAGUUUCUGUCCUCUCGCAAGUGUAUCCACAGAGAUCUAGCAGCCAGAAACAUCCUGCUUUCAGAGAACAAUGUGGUGAAGAUCUGUGACUUUGGCCUUGCUAGAGAUGUCUACAAAGACCCUGACUAUGUCCGCAAAGGAGAUGCACGUCUCCCUCUAAAGUGGAUGGCUCCUGAGACCAUAUUUGACCGGGUGUACACCACACAAAGUGAUGUUUGGUCCUUUGGGGUCCUUCUCUGGGAGAUCUUUUCUUUGGGGGCCUCUCCCUAUCCGGGUGUUUGCAUCGAUGAAUCUUUCUGCAGAAGGCUUAAGGAAGGCACCAGGAUGAGACCCCCAGAAUACGCCACCACUGAGAUAUACCAGACCAUGUUGGACUGCUGGUUGGAUCGUCCUACAGACCGGCCGACGUUUGCAGAGCUGGUUGAACAUCUGGGCAAUCUGCUACAGGCCAGUGCUCAGCAGGACGGGAAGGACUACAUC